CUAUGGUCUAAGUAUGUAGGUAUGUACAUGUGUGUAAAUAAACAUUAGAAUUUUUCUUGAUUUAUCUUUAUCGCUUUUCAUGACGUAUUUAAGCAUGGAAACAAUGUUGGUGGGAACGAAGACAAAGUCCAAGUAAGACAAUCUUAGGUGCCGGCUGCAAAAUUUUUAAAGUGUUCUGUCGGCAGCAAGUAGAAAAAUAUCCAAGAAGUUAAAAAUUAUGUAUUCUGAAGUUAUUAAAACCGUUAACUCUGUUCCAACUCGUAUUUUGACAUGGGGAAAUCCUUUGGAAAGUGACCAAGGCGAAGUUAUAGUGUGUAUAUCCGGGAACCCCGGAUUACCAGACUUUUAUAUUGAAUUUGCAUCAGAGUUACAUAAAUUGACUGGAUUACCAAUGUGUGUUAUUGGUCAAGCUGGUCAUGAUUGUGUAACUAAUCAGCAGGCUUGCGUUUUGAAAAAUAAUAAGCAUUUAUUCUCCCUUCAAGGUCAAGUAGAACAUAAGUUAAACUUUAUCAAUGAAUGUAUUGAUAAUAAUUGCCAUAUACAUCUCAUAGGUCAUUCAAUAGGAACAUGGAUGAUUAUUGAAAUGCUGAACAGGCAUUCUGAACUGAUUAAUAAAAUAUUAUCCAUAAAUUUACUAUUUCCGACAAUUCAAAGAAUGGCAUUGGCACCCAAUGGAAAAUACAUUACAAAUGUUUUGUCUAGGAUUCAUAUAUUGCUAAUGUUUUUUAUCAAUAUAAUUCAUAUUCUGCCCGAAGCAGUUCGUUCUUUCUUUAUUAAUUUAUAUAUUAAUUGGAAUAAGCUGCCGCCAUCAUAUAAUAGUAGAAUAAAAAAGUUUUUAAGUCCAACUAGCUUUGAGAAGAUGUUGUUUUUAAGUUAUGAUGAAAUGGCAAGGGUUACAGACAUAAAUAGAAGUGGCAUUGAUAAAAUAAAACAUCUGACAAACGUUAUAUACAGUGAUAGAGAUGGCUGGGCACCAGUUAGCUAUAUGGAAGAUUUAAAGCCAUUUCAGCCUCCUCUGCAAAUGAAACUUGUCAGUGUGGAUCAUGCAUUUGUUUUAAAAUCAUCUGAACAAGUUGCAAGUAUGACUGAAGGUUUUAUCAAGAGUAAAAAAUUAAAGCAUUAAGUAUUAAAUAAAAAUACAUCUAAUGGGGGUAUUUGGAAAAUAUUACUUUUUGCAUUUAUAAAUUAAAUUUUUUAAUAGAAUUUAAAUAUUGCACCCCAUCAAUCAUAAAGCCAUUUAUUGCUGGCAAGGCACAAGCAAAGAAUGAAAUGGUUUUUUACUAUGAGUAUGUACACCCAUUUAUAUUUAAAAUAGAGGUUUACCCACUCUCUCAGUCGUGAACAAUUUUGGGAUUAUUUUACAAGUUAAAUUAUUAUGCAUUUUGGUGAUAAGCUGUAUGUUAGGACACAUCUGUAUUAGGUACUUAGAGGUGCUAGGAGCUUAGUUAUAUGUAUAUGGGUACUUAGUGUAGCUGUAGCAAAAAUAAAAUAAAGGGCAUGGACCUGCAUACUAGUUGCUAGGUUCACCUAUCACCUUUGAUAAUACCAAUCAUUUAAUAUCAAAAGAUGGGCAGCUUCAAACACCUGAUUACAAUAUUGCUACCUACAAAGUAAAAAAGUUUUAUCUCUUGCCUAUUGUUGUUCAAAUAUUUCAUCCUUUCUAAAAUCAAGUUAUUAAAGCAUACUUGGCAAUAAAAUUUGUUUAACUUAUUACAAAGAGUAAACAAGAAAAGAUUUUUGUAUCAGUCAACCUAGCGAAAGAAAAAGGCUUUUAAAGAUAUGUGCACUUUAAUUUAUUAAAAAUUAUGUUACAUGUUAUAUUUAGAAAUAUUAUUAUACAUUAUCUAUACGAGCCACCAAUAACAAGGUGGGGUCACUGUAUGAAAAUAAGGGUUAGUUGGUGUGUAAACUUUAACAAACAUGCUUUCCAUACUGUGAUCAUCGUAGUUGUCCCACACAGGUUAUAGAUGGCUUGCAUUGAUACCAAUACAACGAAAACUUAUACUUUCAAUCAUACAAUUAACUGAAAUAAGUACAUACAAGGAAAACAAAGGAGCGAGUAUUUCGGGUAUUAUAAUUUAUUAAAUAUAUAUAAUGGCACGUGUACGGCAGUAGUAUAAUAUAAUGUGCCUUAUUGUUUAUUUGUUUAUGUGGCCAUAAGUAAAAAGCUUUAAAGUAAUUCUGAGUUUUAUUUAAAUAAAAUAAAAUCCUCUAAUCUCCAAUAUAUCAUAAAUUGUUUAUGUAGUAAAUUAAAACAAAAACUCAUUUUAAAAAUAAAAAUAUUUGAAUUAAAUGUUUCCAUAUAAAUGAAGGAAAAAUAAAAUUUAAGAGCUGCAAUCAGUAACGAAUUCUCAUCACUACUUUGUAACGUUUGAAGUCUAUUCAUGUUUAAGUAAAUAUUUAAAUGUGUCUUUGGUAGAACUAUGUGUAUAUCAGAUAGUAAUACUUGUAUUUUUAAGCUAAUACUCCAUAGAAAUAGAAAAUAAAUAAUAAUGAUUUUUUUACUAGCAUAACAUAACAUCACCAUACUAGUGAUUAAACCAAUUGUGUGGUUGUGUCCGAUGAAUAAUUUCUCUAAAAUAAUUCUGCAGGCCUUCCAAUUUAUCAGUAACAGAACAUCAUAUUUGGUCUGGAAUCAACUUUAGCUGUUUUACAUAAUAUAAUCUACAUUAUUGUUGAUAAAACUUCCCCAAAAUCAAUCUCUCUGCUAAAAAUUAACGUAGCACAAAACAAUACAAAAUAUUUUUUUCUAACGAACGAACUUAUUAUGUGCCUUGAACAGGAUGUGAUGUAGGUACUGUAAAAAAGUGAGAUUCAAUGUAGAACAUACCAAACAUUACAGAUGGUUAUCAAGGGUCAUAGAAAUUUUAGUAUAAAAUAUUAUUUAUAAAAUCAGUCAUUUCAUAUUUAUAAUCUGGCCUGAAGAAAGCCUGAAAUCAUAUUUUAAUUACUCUAUAAUGUAUGCAUUCACAACCUCUGCAAGGCCCAUAUAAUAAUUAAUUAAAAAUAAGAUUAUAUUUUAAUAACAUGCAAACAAAAUUUAUCAAAAUAACUAUAAACAUAUAGGUAUUAUAACGAUAAAACAGCACGUUUUAUCUGCAGUUGGUUGCACUAUUAAAUGGGAUUUAUUUAUUUUUACUGAACUUGUAGAUUCUUCUAGAACUCCAUUCCAACCUUAGAAAUCAGAAUAACAUAAGACAAUAGAAGUGCGGUAUUGAACCCGUGCAAAUGACGUUAAAUACAUUUUCUUAAGAUGCAAAACAUGCCACAUUCACAAGUAACACAUUUAUUCAUCCAUUAUUCUGAAUUCUAUGAUUUCAACACCUAGGAUUUUUCUUAAAUGAAGAGUAAGAAUUUAGAUACCAAAGUUCGCAAUAUUGAAUCUUAAUCUUGCGAAUAAAUAUCUUCAGACAUUAAUGUAAUCAAUACGCUUGGCUGUUGUUCUUCAGAAAUUUCUGAAUAAGAUUCAAUUUAACAUGUUGAACUCCCUCCUGUGAUCCCUUAACAAUAAUAAAUGCAUAAAUGAGACAACGUAAAGAACUUAAAACAUGAACAUAAAGGUACAUUUACAAAUUUCAUUAAAUAAAAUUUGAUAUCAGAAAAUAUAUUGAACACACACUAAAUGAAAUAGUCAUUGAAAAGUCAAUUUUUGUUUUAUUUCUCAGUUCCAGCAAGAUAACACGUUAAUAAUUUUAUGAAGGUAUGUAGUAGGUAUAUUUUCAUAAAUACAGUGAAUAACAUGUUUGUUACAUUAUUGCAUAAAUACGAAACAAACAAACAGAGGUACAAUAGAUAUAAUUAUUUGUAACAAUAUCUAUGUCGCAGCUGUGUGGUUAAAAUAGCUGUAAAAUAAUGAACCCGUUAAAAUAUACUAAUGCAAUAUGAUAGCGAAUUUUCAGUCAGCUGUUGUGUUGAAAGCUAUGAUUGCUCUAAUGAUUUUACUAUAAUGCUAGCUGUUUAAUUAAACAGCUUUUAACCACAUUUAGCAGCGACAUCCUUACAUUUCAGCAGAAUAA
Amyelois transitella is the source of this 4016-nucleotide messenger RNA. RefSeq names its product lipid droplet-associated hydrolase (gene sturkopf). The coding region runs from base 218 to 1123 and encodes 301 amino acids. The transcript is spliced from 2 exons. Gene Ontology annotation, cellular component: lipid droplet. The record is from RefSeq and is a predicted model, not a curated record. Lineage: Eukaryota; Metazoa; Arthropoda; Insecta; Lepidoptera; Pyralidae. Gene Ontology annotation, biological process: lipid storage. Gene Ontology annotation, molecular function: lipase activity.